AUGUCCCUGCAGAAUGCCGUGGAUAGCAUUCCCUGCUAUGUGCAGAUGUCCCGAUUCUUUUUCGUUCUGGCGCCUGUCAUGAAGCACGCAGACACUGGAAAGUUGCUGAGCAAGUACACCUGGACAGUGUCCGAACGGUCCUGGACGAGAAAGCCCGCGGGUGGUGCCGCACGGAGCGAGUCGCCCGGGAGCUGCCUGAGAGGUGUCAAGAAUGUGGCCUUGCUUGCUUGUAACCGCAAGUCUGUGGUCGUGGAGAGUGCAGAGCACCAGUAUCUCAUGGUUCCGUUCGACUCCUGGCUACGCCCAGCUGGCGAGGGCCAGCCUGCUGGCCGCACUUACAUCGAGCUGGUCAUCUACACGGGUAGAUAUCUGACUGAUGGUCACUUUUUCACUUUAAAGGGGCGCAACCUCAUCCAGAAGAAGCUCGACGCGCUUCUGAAGCGGCAGGACUUCCACAGCUAUCGGCUCCUCCUCAACAUGCGGCACAUACACCUGCAGAUGAGGAUGGGUGAGGCCAGGAAGAGAAGCGCGGAGCCUGCAACAGCCGAGGAGGCAGAAGCCCUGCUGGCGAGCUUUCUCCAGGAGAUUCCGAUGGGUGAGAAUCGCUUCAAACGCUUCUCAGACCGCGAGUUCGGAUGGACUCCGACUUGCUUCGCUGCCCUCCGUGGCGAUGCGCCCUUGCUGAAGGCGCUGCUUCGCCGCCAGGCAAACGUGAACGAGUGCGUUAAGGCGAAGGAGCUCGAGCUGCAUGGAGACCCAGGGAUGUCCUUGCUCCAUCUCGCGGCCCAGUUCGGGAACAACGAAGCGCUGCAGCUGCUCAUCCAGGAGAAGGCCGACCUGAACAUCCAGGACCAGCUCGGCUUGACGCCGCUGCAUCGAGCAGCUCUCGGGGACAAUGCCGAGGGUGUGCGAUGCCUGUUCCAGGCCGGUUGCAACCCCACGUGCCGCGAGAAAGUCGCGCACCUCUCCGCCACGGGGCCAGCGGCUGCAUGGGGCUCACUGCGAGGUCUGCAGGCAGUCAUGAAGCACACCCCGUCGUUGGAGCUCCACUUGUGCCUGCAUGUCGCGGUACUUGGCGAAGGAGCAUCCACAGAAUGCGUCACCACCUUGAUAUCCGCGGGGGCACCACUGGAUGCGACGAUGGAUCUGCAUGGGGCAAUCUUAAGUCCGAAGGCGUUCAGGUUGAUGUCGUCCACCCUCAAGAAAGCCUAUGGCCCGUCCUUGAGCUUCAUGAUCUCCAACGCCAUUGGAGCCACGCCGCUGAUCUGCAGCCUCUUAGUCGGCGCUUUCGAGGCGGCUGCUGCGUUACUUGCCGCUCGUGCGGACGUCGACCGCAGAAAGCGUGCGGCGCCACGGCCAUCGAGAUCGCCCGAGCAGUGGACGCGCCGAACUUUGUCAUGA
Messenger RNA from Symbiodinium natans, 1401 nucleotides. NCBI's taxonomy places the organism in Eukaryota, Dinophyceae, Suessiales, Symbiodiniaceae. The record is from the annotation of a GenBank genome assembly.